This is a messenger RNA of Diaporthe amygdali, 1725 nucleotides long. RefSeq lists its product as uncharacterized. The coding region runs from base 1 to 1725 and encodes 574 amino acids. Gene Ontology annotation, cellular component: cytoplasm. The transcript has 3 exons. Lineage: Eukaryota; Fungi; Ascomycota; Sordariomycetes; Diaporthales; Diaporthaceae. Gene Ontology annotation, molecular function: glycylpeptide N-tetradecanoyltransferase activity. The record is from RefSeq and is a predicted model, not a curated record. Gene Ontology annotation, biological process: N-terminal peptidyl-glycine N-myristoylation.
AUGUCGGGCGCAGAGUCCAAGGAGGCGGGCGCAGCCCAAGCAACAGCACAAGAGAAGGAGGCGGAGCUGGACAAGGGCAAGCAGCCAGCUGUUGCUGAUGAUGACGAGGGAGUCGCCGACGUCCCCGACGACGACGACAACGACGACGACCAGGAGGACGAGGAAGUCGAUGCUGCCCAGGAGAAGGGUGUCGCAGGCUCAUCAGGAAAGAAAAAGAAGAAAUCAAAGAGGAAGAAGGUCAAGGCUGCCUUGUCUGGAAAGCCAGAAGACCAGAUGGCCCAGGUCAAAUCCGUGCUCGACAAGCUCCCCCAGCACGACCUCCAGGACCUGAUCUCGCGGAACCCGGCGCUCCUCAAGGACUACAACGGCGAUCCUGCCAAGGCUGCCGAGGCUUUCAAGAAGCUCUCUCUCAACGAGGUUAUGACCGGCCUGGCCUUGAGCGGGAAGAAUGCGAAGGAUAUGGCCAGCUACAAGUUUUGGAAAACACAACCUGUGCCCCGCUUCGACGAGGAGAUGCCUAAGGACUUCAGGGAAGGGCCUCUCAAAGUUCAGACUGUCGAGGACGUCCCCAAGGAGGCCCCCAAGCUUGGUAUCGAGGGUUUCGAGUGGGUCACCAUGGACCUGACCAACGAAGACGAGAUCAAGGAGGUCUACCAGUUGCUCAAUGGCCACUAUGUCGAGGACGACGAAUCUAUGUUCCGCUUCAACUACGGAACCGCGAUCCUCAAAUGGGCCCUCAUGUCCCCGGGCUGGUCCGCAGAAUGGCACGUCGGCAUCCGUGACUGCCGACUGCCCAGCAAGAAACCUCUUGUCGCCUUCAUCUCCGCCGUCCCGGUCAACCUACGUGUGCGUGACAACAUCAUCCGCACCUCCGAAGUCAACUUCCUCUGCGUGCACAAGAAGCUCCGCAACAAGCGCCUCACGCCCAUCCUCAUCAAGGAGGUCACGCGCCGCUCUAACCUGCAGGAGAUUUGGCAAGGCGUCUACACGGCGGGCAUCGUGCUUCCCAAGCCUGUUAGUACCUGUCGGUACUACCACCGGGCGCUGGACUGGAAGAAGCUGUACGACAUUGGCUUCAGCCCGCUCCCACCAAACAGCAAGCCCGAGUGGCAGAUUCGCAAGUACACGUUGCCCGAGAAGACUGCCACCAAGGGCUUGCGGGAGAUGACAGAAAAGGAUGUCCCAGCGGUGCAUAAGCUAAUGAAGAAGUAUGUUGAUCGCUUUGAUAUGGCCCCAGAGUGGGACGAGGCCGAAGUCGCGCACUGGCUUCUGCAGCCAAGGGGCGAGGGUGACGAGCAGGUUGUUUGGUCAUAUGUUGUUGAGGACGAGGACCACAAAAUCACGGACUUCUUCUCUUUCUACAACCUCGAGUCCACCGUCAUCAACAACCCUCGCCACAAGGUGGUCCGUGUCGCUUACCUCUUCUACUAUGGCACCGAGGUCGGCCUUACCACGCCAUUCAACAAGCCUGCCACGAAAGAGCGUCUGAACGAGCUUGUUCACGAUGCCUUGAUCCUCGCCAAGAGGGCCAAGUUUGAUGUCUUCAACGCGUUGUCCCUCAUGGAUAACACAUUAUUCCUCGAGCAGCAGAAGUUCGGCCCAGGCGAUGGACAACUGCAUUACUACCUUUUCAACUACCGCGCGAAACCCAUUACCGGCGGUAUUGAUAGUCAGAAUAGGGCAGAUGAGGACAACCUCAGCGGUGUCGGUUUCGUGAUGCUCUAG